CUCUGGGAUUCAGAGACAAGAGGUUAGAGAACAGAGGAAAAGAAAAGAACAGAGAGAAAUGGAGAUCACGGCGGCGUGGUGGGUGACAUGGGUUUUAGGGUUCAUCCCCUUGAUGAUUUUGAUCUUACAGUGGUGGAAUGAACUUCGGUAUGUUUUACCGCUCAAACGCGUUUUAGCUUCUAAGAAUCUGAAACUCCCUCCUGGUUCCAUGGGGUUCCCUUUCAUCGGCGAGUUGCUCACUUUCCUUUGGUACUUCAAAAUUGUUCGUCGUCCUGAUGAUUUCAUCAAUUCGAAGCGAGCCAAAUAUGGUGAUGGAGUUGGGAUGUAUAGAACAUAUCUUUUCGGCUCUCCAUCCAUCAUUGCUUACUCCCCUGCUGUAACUCAGUUUGUGUUCCGAUCAGAUAAUUUGUUUCCCUAUAGAUUUCCCACUAAUGAUCUUGUUGGAGCCAAUUCAAUGUUAGCAGCCACUGGGGAGCAUCAUGCUAGGGUGAAGAGCUAUGUAAUUGCUGCACUUGCUCAUACUGAUUCUCUCAAGAAAAUUGUUCUUCAUGUUCAACCUGGUAUCAAGGCCUCUUUACAUUCAUGGGCUGAGAAGGGGAUUGUCACAACAUUUGGUGUGGUGAAGAAGAUGGUGUUUGAAAAUAUUGCUCAAAUUUUUGUUGGCAUCGAACCUGGGCCCCUUUUGGAUGAUAUCGGUCGAUACUAUGCUGGUUUGGUUAAAGGGUUUAGAGCACAACCAUUCAACAUUCCGGGUACUACUUAUUAUCAUGCUAUUCAGUGUCGAAAAAAGUUGAUGAAAAUAUUUAAGUUGGAGUUGGAGAAGAGAAAAGAAAACAAAAAGUUGGAUGGAGAAAAUAAGGAUUUGAUGGAUAUGCUAAAGCAAAUAAAGGAUGAGGAAGGAAAGAAGCUAAGUGAUGAAGAGGUGCUCGACAAUAUAGUAUCACUUUUUCUUGGAGGUUUCGACAGUACUGCAUCUGUAUCGGCUUGGGCCAUAUAUUACCUCGCCAAAAACCCAGAUGUUCUGCAAAUUCUUAGAGAAGAGAAUAUGCAAUUGGGUGCAGUAGAGGGAGAACUUGUCACAUUUGAUCAAGUUUCACAAAUGAAAUAUACUAAGAAGGUAGUGGAAGAAACAAUAAGAAUGUCGAAUGUUUCACUAAUUGCCUUCAGAUCCGGUGAUUACGAUGUUGAAUACGAAGGAUACUUACUACCGAAAGGAUGGAAGGUACUUCAAUGGAUUCGAUAUUCCCAUACAAAUUCAGAAUACUUUGAAAAUCCUUCGUACUUUAAUCCAGAUAGGUGGAAUCAAUCAACAAAACCAGAAGCAUACCAAGCUUUUGGUGGGGGGUCCAUGAAAUGCGUUGGUACCGAGCUUGUUCAUACACAACUAGCAGUCUUUCUUCACCAUUUGGUUUUGGGAUACAAGUGGGAAUUAAUAAACCCAAAUGCAAAAAUCAACUACCUGCCUUAUCCCAAGCCGGAAGAUGGUGGAGAAAUUGCAAUUACUGCAAUCUAAUUGCAAUUUAUCAGUGAUAGAAUUGUAUUCAAUUGUGUGCAAAUACAUAAAUAAAAUUAAUGCUUGGGGGAACCAUUAGUUGCUUAAA
Carica papaya (papaya) is the source of this 1601-nucleotide messenger RNA. Lineage: Eukaryota; Viridiplantae; Streptophyta; Magnoliopsida; Brassicales; Caricaceae. The record is from RefSeq and is a predicted model, not a curated record.